AAGCAGCCAGAUAUGUCCCCCUCUUCCUAACUUGUUCUCACACACCACAAGGAGAGAGUGCCGUAUCAUCUGGUCAAUUAGCAUGGAGCGAAUUCCCAGCACAAAGUUUAAACAAAGAAUGUGAGAAGCUGAUAGACCCCUGUGUGUAUGUGUAAGGGGGGGAAGUGAAUGGAUUUAACCCUUCCCCUUGUGCCAAGUUUUUUGAUAGUGACUGCAGACUUCUUCAUGCACGGUGGAUAAUGGGAUUCUGAAGAUGAAGCAGAUAGCUCGCCAGCUUCCCUGGAUUUUGCUGACGACACAGGAUUGCUUUGCCUGAAGAUGGAAACACUGGAGUCGGAACUGACCUGCCCUAUCUGUCUGGAGCUGUUCGAAGAUCCGCUGCUUCUGCCGUGUGCCCACAGCCUCUGUUUCAGCUGCGCUCACCGCAUCCUGGUCUCUCAUUGUGCAUCGAACGAGAGCGUGGAAUCUAUUGCCGCCUUUCAGUGCCCAACGUGUCGUUAUGUCAUCGCCCUCAACCACCGUGGUCUAGAGGGGCUAAAGCGUAACGUCACCUUGCAGAACAUCAUCGACCGCUUUCAGAAGGCUUCAGUCAGUGGCCCCAACUCGCCGGGCGAGAGCCGCCGGGAGCGGCCCUUUGACGGAAGCGCCAUGACGACAGCCGAGCGUAUCCCAUGCCAGUUCUGUGAGCAGGACCCGCCGAGGGCGGCCGUGAAAACCUGCGUGACCUGCGAGGUCUCCUAUUGCGACGGCUGUCUGAAGGCCACCCACCCCAGCAAGAAACCCUUCACCGGGCACCGGCUGAUUGAGCCAGUCCCUGACUCACACCUCCGGGGCCUGAUGUGCCUGGAGCACGAGAGUGAGAAGGUCAACAUGUACUGCGUGACAGACGAGCAGCUAAUCUGUGCCUUGUGCAAGCUGGUCGGGCGGCAUCGAGACCACCAAGUGGCAGCACUAGGUGACAGGUUUGACAAAAUAAAGCAAAGUCUGGAGUCCAACCUGGCCAAUCUAAUUAAGAGGAACAACGAGCUGGAAACGCUAAUGGGCAGAUUAAUUCAGACUUGUCAACAUGUAGAGGUGAACGCAACACGGCAAGAAGACAAACUAACAGAAGAGUGCGACCAACUAAUUGAAAUCAUCCAGCAACGAAGGCAAAUCAUUGGCACAAAAAUCAAAGAAGGGAAGGUGGUGCGGCUGCGGAAGCUAGCCCAACAAAUCUCUAACUGCAAGCAGUGUAUUGAACGAUCUGGCUCCCUCAUCACUCAAGCGGAGCAGACGCUGAAAGAGAAUGAUCACGCUCGCUUCCUGCAGACAGCUAAAAAUAUCUCUGAAAGAGUCUCCAUGGCAACUGCAUCUUCUCAAGUGCUUAUCCCAGAAAUCAACCUGAGUGAUACGUUUGACACAUUUGCAUUAGACUUCUCGCGGGAGAAGAAGAUGCUGGAAAGCCUUGAUUACCUCACAGCACCGAAUCCACCAGCUAUCCGAGAGGAGCUGUGCACCGCCUCGCACGAUACAAUCACAGUUCACUGGACCUCCGAUGAUGAAUUCAGCGUGGUGUCGUAUGAACUUCAGUACACCAUUUUCACCGGACUGGCCAACGUAGUUAGUUUGUGUAGCUCAGCUGACAGCUGGAUGAUUGUUCCUAACAUCAAGCAGAACCACUACACAGUGCAUGGGCUUCAGAGCGGGACCAAGUACAUCUUCGUUGUCAAGGCCAUUAACCAGGCCGGCAGCCACAACAGCGAACCCUCCAGGCUAAAGACAAACAGCCAGCCUUUCAAGCUGGAUCCCAAAUCUGCGCACAAAAAGCUGAAAGUGUCUCAUGACAACCUCAGCGUGGAACGGGAUGAGACUGCCUCAAAGAAGAGUCACGCUCCGGAGCGCUUCACCAGCCAAGGGAGCUAUGGCAUAACUGGCAACGUCUAUAUCGACAGUGGCCGACAUUACUGGGAGAUCCUCAUUGGAGGAAGCACAUGGUAUGCAAUCGGGAUUGCCUACAAGUCAGCGCCGAAGCACGAAUGGAUCGGGAAGAAUGCCUUCUCUUGGGUCUUCUGCCGGUGCAAUAAUAGCUGGGUCACAAGGCACAACAGCAAGGAGAUACCCGUGGAGCCCUCACCUCACCUCCGACGGCUUGGCCUUUUGCUGGACUACGAUAAUGGAUCUUUGUCCUUCUACGACGCUGUUAAUGCUCAGCACCUGUACACCUUUGACAUUGCAUUUGUUCAGCCUGUGUGCCCCACGUUCACCGUGUGGAAUAAAGCCCUCACAGUCUUAACUGGUCUUCCUAUACCGGAUCACCUGGAUUGCACAGAACAGGGAUUUUUAAAAUGAGCCAGCUCAGAAAUGGAAUAUGAAUGCUGCAUGAAAAUACUCGCGUUGCAGAACUGAGCACAUUUCUGUGCCUUACAGUCUCUCUGUUUCAAGAACCCUGAUGACUAUUCCUGUAAAACUGAAACUGUCUGAUAUGGGCCAAGACUGCUGGUCCGAGCACAAAGGUACUAGAUUCCAAGCGAAUCUGUGGAAUGGUCUGAGAAUGACAAGCUGAGACAGCACACGAGGAAUUAUUAGGGAAAUAUAUUAAUGUCAGUGUUGCACAGCGAACAGUUUUUUUUAAAAAGCUGCGCGUAACCAUUGAAUGUUGUCACUGUGGUUGCAAGUUUUCAAAGGAACUGGUUCCUUACUGAUUGAUUCUUGGACUGAGGAUGACAAAGUGACUUCGAGCAAAAAUAAAAGGCUGUCAGGAAUCCAAGAACUCCAUUACUUUGCGAACUGGUAUUAAAAAAAGCAAGACAAAUGGACUUAAAGUGUCCAGUUACAAAUCCCACAUGUAACCGUACACCUGAGACUGAACGCAAGGUGCACUGGAGCAUGCUAGGAUGCCGAUACCAGCCGUGGAAAUUGGUAAUACAAUCUGUUCACAGGUUGCGUCACAAUGACUGCUAUUUAAUUAUGUCGAUCACUGCAUUUAAAGGCACAUUAUCCUCUGCUACCACGAAUUGAGCCUCUGAUGGACAGUAAACUGCAGUGGUCACUUCGUGCAAAAGUUGGACUAAGAAUGAGCCCUUCAGUACGAGCCAGCACAUCCCUUCCUGUGGACUGCUAAUUAUUAACGUGUUCAGUAACUCAGUCAGCAAUCGGACAAUUACAUUAUGCUCAACUGUCAAGACUGCUCCCGUUCACUUUGUUUCAUUAGCAUGGACACCAUGUGCAGUGCCUGAAGGGACAUUUCCACGUAUUAAUGUCGACAGACACCCUGCACCCUUGGCUAUUGAUUUUGUUUUUGUUCUUUAUGAUUUUAAUGAAGCAGCCUGUGUUUUUUUUAUAUUUUGCAGUACUGAAUUCAAUGCCUGAUUCCAGAAUAAAGGACUAUUCAC
Carcharodon carcharias (great white shark) is the source of this 3371-nucleotide messenger RNA. It is a transcript of the gene mid1, whose product is annotated as midline 1. Gene Ontology annotation, molecular function: zinc ion binding; protein binding. The record is from RefSeq and is a predicted model, not a curated record. The transcript is spliced from 11 exons. Bases 319 to 2328 code for a protein of 669 amino acids. Lineage: Eukaryota; Metazoa; Chordata; Chondrichthyes; Lamniformes; Lamnidae.